AUGCCUCACUUCAAAGAAAGUUCCUCGUCGAGUGCGUCGGAUGUCGAGCUCGAAUUCGAGCUUGGCUACAAUGUCCAAGCCUCCAAUGCGCAAGGCAUAGUCGACGACGAGGCAUAUGCAGGUGCUGGAUUCUUUGAAGGAUCAUCUGAGGCGCCUCUAAGCCAGCAGUUGGAGCCCAUCGCUGUAAUUGGAAUGGGCUGCCGUCUGCCUGGAGACGUCGGAUCACCAGCGGAGUUUUGGAAGAUGAUGAUGAACAAGCAAACUGGACAGACUCCUUCCGUCCCGCCUACGAGAUUCAACAUCGGCGCCCACCACCACCAGAACAAUGACCGUCCCGGAAGCUUCAGUGCCCUCGGAGGUUAUUUCCUUAACGAAUCUCUUCUGGAGUUUGACCCUAGCUUCUUCGGAAUCACCCCGGUGGAAGCUAUGUGGAUGGACCCUCAGCAGCGGAAGUGUCUGGAGGUUGUUUACGAGACGAUCGAGUCUUCUGGUAUUCCCCUGGAUAAGUUGGCUGGUACCAACACUGCCUGCUUCAUGGCUACAUUCACGGCAGACUACCAGCAAAUGCAGUUUAAGGAGCACUCUUUCCGCCACAGUCUUUCAGCAACAGGUGUAGACCCUGGUAUUCUCAGUAACAGAAUCAGUCACGUCUUCAACCUCAGGGGCCCGAGUAUCGUUGUCAACACCGCUUGCUCAUCAUCUGUUUAUGCAGUCCAUAACGCAUGCAAUGCGCUACGCAGCAAGGAAUGCGGCGCAGCCAUCGUCGGUGGUAGCAACUUAGUUCUCACAGUAGACCAGCACAUGAACACUGCUAAGCUUGGUGUGCUGUCUCCUACCUCUACUUGUCACACGUUCAACAGUUACGCAAACGGCUAUGGCCGUGCCGAAGCCGUCGGUGCUGUGUUCCUAAAGCGACUUUCAGACGCCAUUAAGGAUGGCGACGCGAUCCGAGGUGUGAUCAGGUCCAGCGCGACCAACAGCAACGGCAGAGUCGAAGGUGUCGGUAUCACAUAUGCCGGCUACGGAGGUCAAAGGGCAGUCAUCACGCACGCCUACAAGCGAGGUGGUGACCUGGACCCUCGUCUUACCGGCUACUUCGAGUGCCACGGUACGGGUACCGCCGUCGGUGACCCGAUCGAGGUCAACGCUCUCGCUGAUGCUAUGAACUACGACCGCACUCCUGCCGACGGUCCUCUACGCAUCGGCGCUGUUAAGACUAACAUCGGCCACAGUGAGGCAGCUAGCGGGCUAUCUGCUGUCAUCAAGGCCAUCCUAGCCGUGGAACGAGGAAUCGUUCCCCCUACACGAGGAGUAACGGACCUCAACCCUAAGAUUGACUGGACGGGCAAGCAAGUCGCAGUUGUGACAGACCCGAUGCCAUUCCCCAAGGAACUCCCUGUUCAGAGAGUCAGUGUCAACUCUUUCGGAUAUGGUGGCACAAACGCGCAUAUCAUCGUCGAGAGUUCUAGGAGCCUCCUUACGCAACCUCAGACUUACAAGUUUAACUCCGAGGAGCAGAAGAACAAGAGGAAGUCCGGCAGGGGCCGAUUCAACAAGAACAGGCCUCACCUGCUUGUCUACUCUGCCCAUGAUAAGUCUGCAUUGAAGAGGAACAUCGCGGCUCACGGAAAGGUGGCCGCCGACUACGACUUAAUCGAUCUCUCCUACACGCUGGCCAACCGCCGUACUCACUUCUCUAGCAGGGGUUUCGCAGUCACGAGCCUCGCUACCUUAAGCAAGGCUUUCCAGUCUGAAGAAGACUGGAAGUUUGCCGAGAAGAAGAACCCCAGCGGCAAGGAACGAAAGAUCGGCUUCGCUUUCACCGGACAGGGCGCCCAAUGGGCAAGGAUGGGUGCUGGUCUCAUGUCUUACUACCCUACCUUCCUCAAGACCAUCCAACAACUCGACGCCGCUCUUGAUGACCUCAGCGAUGCCCCCAACUGGACUCUUGAAGACGUUCUCCUAGAGCCCGAAGCUACUUCCCGCGUUGGCGAGGCUGAAUUCUCUCAGCCCCUAUGCACUGCUGUUCAAAUUGGUCUAGUUCAGCUGCUACGACUCUGGGGAAUCAAGCCCUCCGUCACCUGUGGUCACUCAUCCGGUGAGAUUGGUGCAGCUUAUGCUGCAGGCUUCCUCACUGCUACCGAAGCUAUUGUCUUGGCUUACUACCGUGGAAAGGUUGUUGGAAACAUCAACACGAACGGUGCCAUGGCUGCCGUUGGCCUCGGUGCUGAGGACGUUACCCCAUACCUCGCUGGUUACGAUGACGUUGUCAUUGGAUGCCACAACUCGCCUUCCGGUGUCACCCUCAGUGGUAACGCCGAAUCCUUGAAGAAGCUUCAGGAGACCUUCAACGAGAAGGGUGUGUUCUGUAGGCUGGUCAAGACUGGUGGCAAGGCUUACCAUUCAUACCACAUGCGACCCGCUGCCGACAAAUACGAGGCACUCGUGCGGGGCUCUGGAAUUGAUAUCCGUGCUAAGAACCGCCCCGUGCUGGAGAAGGCGACGAUGGUCUCGUCCGUGACCAACAAGGUGCUUCCUGAGGACUCCGUCCUGGAUGAGACUUACUGGAGCGCCAACUUGCUCAACCCCGUUUUGUUCAACCAAGCCGUCCAGACCAUUGGUACCACCCCUGAAUUCUCCGAUAUCACUCUGAUUGAGGUUGGACCUCACUCCGCUCUCUCUGGUCCGAUUAAGCAGAUCAAGUCCGAGCUCAAGCUUGAGAAAUUCCAGUAUCUACCUACCUUGAUCCGAGGCCAAGACUGUGCCACCUCCGUCCUGAAACUAGCUGGUGAGCUCUUCCUUGCAGACUACUCGAUUGACCUGGCGAGAGCUACUUCGGUCGAGGAGAUGAGCCCCAGCGGAAAGAUCCGCGCCCGCAGCGGAGACUACAUCGUGGACUUACCCCCUUACCAGUGGGACAAGUCUAAGAAGUUCAUUGCCCAAUCGCGUGAGAGCAGGGAGCACCGAGGACAGAAAUACAUGCGCCACGAUGUACUUGGAGAGUUGGUCAUCGGUAACUCCCCGGCCGAGCCGACCUGGAGAAACAUUCUCCGCAUCAAGGAUGUACCUUGGCUCCAGGAUCACAGCUUGGGUGGCGAGGCCGUGUUCCCUGCUGCUGGCUAUCUCGCAAUGGCUAUGGAAGCCAUCACGCAGCUCGAUGAGCAAUCGGAGACCCCCUCUGAAAUCGAGGGCUACGUGCUUAGAGAUGUGUUGAUUCAGCAGGCACUUGUCACCCCUGACGACGACAACGGUAUCGAGGUCUUCCUAAACAUGCGCCCGUCAGCCCACAGUGGUGAAAACCAGAAGAAGUGGUGGGAUUUCAACGUCUGCUCGGUUACUGAGGCUGGUUUCCAGAAGAACCACAUGCGCGGAAGAAUCGCCAUCAACGCUCGCGACUCUAGGGCUAAGGCUUGGCCAGUCCCGAACUUGCCCCAAUCAGCAACCGGCAAGUCCUGGAACCGUGCUCUCAGGACCGUUGGGUUCGACUAUGGCCCAGCUUUCCAGGAGACCGACAGCGUCACCUUCGAUGCCAAGUCGUACGCCACGCAAGCCACGGUUGCUUUCAGGAACACGGUCGAGAGCAUGGUCGGCGAGUCCCGCUAUGUUCUCCACCCAGCUUCGAUCGACUUGUGCCUUCAACUCUUCAUUAUUGCUUUCUGGGGCGGUAGCACUAACGCCAUCAAAUUCGGUGUUGUCCCGGUUCAGGCAGAGGAGAUCGCGAUCUGGAAGCCCACCGAAGCUCAGCUUGCUGAUGGCAAGGGUAAGGCAUUUACCUGGGUCGACACCCGUGGUCCUCGCUCAGUGAAGGCCCACAACCAAUUGGUAACCAACGAUGGUCAAGUCUUGGUAGAAAUUAAUAACAUGCAAUGUAUCGGCUACGAAGCCGCACGACCCCAGCUUGCCGAAGAACCCGCCAAGCCCCAGCCAUACGGACGCACACUGUCCAAGCCGGAUGUUGACUUCCUGAGCGGAACCCAGAAGCUUAGCGUGGCCGAAUUCGUCGAUCUCGCCGAGUUCAAGAAGCCCGGUCUUAAGGUUGCUUCGCUGGACUCUGCGGAAGCCGAGUCGCUUGCGAAGACUGUCCCUGCUUUGGAUAUUACUAUUACCUACGACGUGCCCGAUGAAGAAUACGCCGUGCCUCCCGAGCUAGCAAGCUCUAAGAACGUCAAGUUCCAGAAGCUCGAGUCUGCUGCCGCGGGCUCCUUCGAUCUAAUUGUUGCCAACGUCGCAUCCGCUGAUGCGCUAACCAAGAUUCGCCAAUUGUUGACUGAGGGAGGCGAGGCCGUUGUUAAGUCAGCAGCAACUCCUCUAGACGAGGCAAGCUUGAAGAGUGCCGGGUUCUCUGGAGUGAAGGUCACGCUUGAGAACGGUGCCGUGGUUGUACCCGCCACCAGCUCCGACGAGGCGACCGCUGAGGAGACGAAGCCUUCUACCUCCAACAAGGUGCAACUCAUCUACCGAAACAGCAUCUCACCUGCCUUCUCGGAGUUGGCCAAGAGCCUCGAAGGCAAGGGCAAUGUGGUCGAAUCGAUCCAACUUGGUGCCCCGACUUCGCCUGAAGCUACUAUUCUCAUUCUUGCCGACCUUGAAGGACCCUUCCUAGCUACAAUCACCGAGAAGGAAUUCCUCGACUUGCAGGCAAUUCUUGCCGAAGCUACCAAGGUCUUGUGGGUGACUCGUGGUGGUAUCCUGAAGGGUGAGAACCCUUACUAUGCCAUGGCUAGCGGUCUUCUCCGCUCUCUUCGCUCUGAGCAGAUCAAGUUGAACGCCUCCUUGUUAGACUUCGAGGGCGAGGUUCCUCUCACUGAGUUUGUGAGCUUGACCACUUCCCUUGCUACCAAGCAGAUCAAUGGCGAGGCCCUUGAGACCGAAUACUACGUCUCGGACGGAAAGGUCAACAUCAACCGCUUGAUUCCGGAUGAGCGCCUCAACGAGAUUCACGCACAUGACGAGGACGAUCUUUUGGACGCUUCAUUUGACCCUGCAAAGAGACUUGUAGGAAAGGUACGUAGCGGUGUAGUCAUCUUCGAGUCCGAAGAGGAGGCCGCACUAAGCCCCGAGGAGAUCGAAAUCCAAGUCGUAGCCACCGGCCUGAACAAGGAAGACAUUGCCGUCAUUCAGGGAACUGAGACUACUAGCGACAUCAGCCACGAGAUUGCUGGUCUUGUUACCAGAAUCGGCUCUGGUGUUAAGGAUUUCGCUGUCGACGACCGUGUCGUCAGCUUCACCUCCAGCGAAUUCGCGACCUUCCAGCGCGUCAACCAGAGCUUGGCCAAGAAGCUCAACCCCGACGAAUCAUUCUCUACUUUCGCCAGCCUCCCCAUUUCCUUCGGCGCCGCCUUGUAUGGCCUCCGAAACCUCGCACAUGUAGAAAAGGGAGAGUCGGUCCUUGUCCUUCCCGGCUCCGGACUCAUCACUGCACCGGUCGUCCAGGUUUCUAAGGCUCUUGGUGCCAUACCUUUCGUAGCUGCGCGCAACCCUGCUGAAGCCGAGUUCAUCACCAAGCAGCUCGGUCUACCAUCUAGCCAGGUUGUUGAGUGGUCUACUACGUGGCUAGAGCAGAACAAGCCUGAUGUCGUAUUCUCAUCCGACUCCGUCGAGGCUACAGUCGCACAGGAAGCUUGGAGGCACUUGCCCGCAUUCUCCCGAUUCGUGAACCGUGCUAACGCCGAGGCUGCCUUCUCUAACGUUCUAGACAUCGUCCCCGCCACCCGUGGUGCAAGCUACUUUGCAUUCGACACUAUUAACCUGUUCAAGAAGCCAAGUCUGUUGGCCGGACUGCUUGACCAAACUAUCAAGCUCUUCCGCGAGGGAUCUAUCUCUGCCCUGCCCAUUACCGUCAAGAACAUCACCGAACUUAAUGAGAGCAUCUCGGCCUUCUCGGAUGACCUUCAGAGUUCUAAGACAGUCAUCCUUAACGAGCCUUCAAGUGGCACAUUGAAACUUGUGCCAUCUCGCCCCCAUGCUCACCUCCGAUCAGAUGCUACAUACCUCCUAGUCGGAUGUCUCGGUGGUCUAGGUCGCAGUCUCACGUCGUGGAUGUUGAAGAGGGGUGCACAGAACUUUGCCUUCUUGUCACGAUCAGGCACGGACUCUCGCCAGGCUGCUACUCUUGUUGACAGCCUCCAAGCCGCCGGCGCCAACGUACAGGUAUUCAGGGGCGAUGCUAGUAUCAAGGAAGACGUGGAGAAGGCCGUCAGCUCUAUCCCUGCUGACCGCCCGAUUCGCGGUGUUAUCAACGCUGCCAUGGUGUUGCGAGAUGGCAUGUUCCACAACUUGACCUACGAUAGCUGGGUAACCUCCGUCAAGCCCAAGGUUCUCGGAAGCUCCAACUUGCACGAGGUGACAAAGGACCUUGACCUAGACUUCUUCAUCAUGACCAGUUCAGUAUCCGGUACCCUAGGUACCCCUGGUCAGAGCAACUAUGCUGCCGGUAACGCCUACAUGGAUACCCUUGCCCGUCUUCGACACACUCAAGGCAAGCGUGCCGCUGCCAUCGUCCUCCCUAUGAUUCUCGGUGUUGGUGUCGUUGCUGAGAAUGCCGCCCUUGAGGACUCCCUCAAGCGCAAGGGUAUGUACGGCGUCGACGAGGAUGGUCUCCUUGACUCGUUUGAGGUCGCCAUUAUCGAGCAGGGCAACCCUGAAGCUGUUGACUUCGACCAUGUAGUUGUCGGACUUGACCCAUCGCUUCUCGCCAAGGCCAAGUCUGAAGCCGAAGGUGAUGUCGAUGUCUUCUGGGCUGUUGACCCCCGAUUCUCCACUCUGCUACAUGCAAUGGAGUCUGGAAGCAAGGGUGACGUUGGUGGAGGAGCAGAUUCUAUCCUUGCCAGAGUUAAGAACGCAGCAUCCCCCGCAGAGGCUGUUGCUGCCGUCGAGGAACACUUCAUUGCUAAGCUUUCGCGUGUUCUCAUGCUUGACUUGGAGGACUUUGAAGGCGAAGGCCGAUCCGUCGCCAGCUUCGGUAUCGACAGUAUGAUUGGUGCCGAGCUGAGGAACUGGAUCUUCAAGGAGCUUGGCCUUGACAUUGCUUUCCAGCAACUGUUGGGGCCGUCACUCACCAUCAAGGGCUUUGCUCAGCUGGUGGUUGCAAACCAGGGAAUCCAGAUUGAGUGA
Molecule: messenger RNA, 7113 nt
Organism: Daldinia decipiens
Lineage: Eukaryota; Fungi; Ascomycota; Sordariomycetes; Xylariales; Hypoxylaceae
Product: polyketide synthase
Exons: 3
Coding region: 1-7113 (2370 amino acids)
Biological process (GO): fatty acid biosynthetic process; secondary metabolite biosynthetic process
Molecular function (GO): oxidoreductase activity; 3-oxoacyl-[acyl-carrier-protein] synthase activity; fatty acid synthase activity
Source: RefSeq, a predicted model, not a curated record